Drosophila yakuba is the source of this 2395-nucleotide messenger RNA. Its product is annotated as solute carrier family 22 member 13. Gene Ontology annotation, biological process: transmembrane transport. Gene Ontology annotation, molecular function: transmembrane transporter activity. NCBI's taxonomy places the organism in Eukaryota, Metazoa, Arthropoda, Insecta, Diptera, Drosophilidae. Bases 1 to 1833 code for a protein of 610 amino acids. The transcript is spliced from 4 exons. Gene Ontology annotation, cellular component: membrane. The record is from RefSeq and is a predicted model, not a curated record.
AUGGAGGCGUUCGCAGAGCAGAGCAGAGCGGACAGAGCGGACCACCAGUCCGCUGGCUACUGCUACCAGUGGCAGUACGUGCGUGGCAGCGGAAGAGAGCGGACCGCCGAACACACAGAUACUUUUCGACGGCACCCACGUAGAGGUGCAUCUGCGGACAUGGCCAUGGACUUUGAGGAGAUACUGGUCAAGUGCGGCGACUCCCACCGCUACCAGUACAUGCUGUUGGCUCUCUACGGACUGCUGAUGUUCAUCGUCUCCCGCCACUACUUCGCUCAAAACGUCAUUGGGUUUGUGCCCGAUCACUGGUGCUAUCACGAGCAGCUGGAGAAUCGUAGCUAUGCCGAAAUAGCUGCAAUUUACGCCCCAUUCGAGAGGCCAUCGUGCACGCGACUGGCAUCGAUCAACAAGGAUGGCGGCAAUGCCACUGCCAGCGAUGAGCCCUGCAACCGAUGGAUUUACCACUAUGACCAUGGAUUCAUAAGCAUGAACGCUGAUCUGAAUUGGGUUUGCGAUGAUGCGUACAAGGCACGAGUGGGUCAGUCGCUUUUCUUCGUGGGCUCCAUGUGUGGCACCCUACUGUUUGGGCUACUUGGCGACAGGAUUGGACGCAUCAGGGCUGUAGUUUUGGCCAAUUGGUGCGGCUUUCUGGGCGACUCGGCCACCAUUUUCGCAGAGAGCCUGGUGACUUUCUCGGCCAGCCGGUUUGUAUCUGGAUUGGCUGCUGAGGCAAACUCCUACCUCAUGUUUAUUCUGGUUUUGGAGUACGUCUCUCCGACGAUGCGAAGUGUGGGCUUGAACCUGACAAUGUGUAUUUUUUACUGUCUGGGCUUGAUAUGUGCCUCUUGGCAGGCCGUCUGGUUGGGCAGUUGGCGAUCCUUCAUGGUCUGGACAGCACUGCCCCAGCUGUUAGUCACUGGGUUCUACUUUCUGAUCCAGGAGAGCGCCCAGUGGCUGGUCACGCGCCACGACUUCGAUGGCGCUGAACUGAGGCUGCGCCGUGUGGCCAAGUUCAAUCGGCGCGAUGUCAGCGAGGCGGACUAUGAGCUAUUCCGUCAGCAUUGCAAGACGAAGCAGUCCGAGGCCAGGAGUCAGAUGUCCUUGCAGAAGCAGGCACGUCUCGUUGACUCACUCAAGCUGCCACGCCUGCGCCUCAGACUGAUCUACGUAAUGGUUAUCUUCUCGAUAGUAACGCUUUGCUAUAACACGAUGUCGCGCAAUGUGGAAGGUCUUAGCAUAUCACCGUUCGUCAUGUUCAUCCUCUUCGCCCUGACCUUGCCUCCAUCAGGCAUCUUCCAGACCCAAGUCCAGAAGCACUUCGGUCGCAAGUUUACCUCGGUGGUCAGCAUGACGGCAACUGGAUUGAUGACCGCCGCCACGGGGAUUUUGUUGACCUUCUGGACGCAGCCCAACGCCACGGUGAUGGUGUGCCUCCUGCUGAUGUGCCGGUUCGGGAUCUCCGUGACCACAGGAUCCACCAUGCAGAUAUCGACUGAGCUGAUGCCCACCUGUGUGAGAUCUAGUGGUCUGGCGGUGAUUCAUGUCACCGGAGCAGCCUUGUCCUUCAUCUCGCCCUUCAUACUCCACUUGGACACCUAUUUCCGAGCAGCAUCCUCGAUCAUUACCUGCCUUCUGCUGCUACUUAGUGCCUGGAUCUGCCUGCUCCUGUCGGAGACGAGAAACAAAAAGCUGCCUUUGACUUUGGCGGAGGGCGAAGAGUUCGGCAGGGGCGAACGCAUGUUCGACUUUAUAAGAGGUUUCGAAAAGGAAGACGAACACAAUCUCAGCGCUGGCACCAAUGAGAAACUAAUGGGGGAUAAGCGUACUUACUAAGUAGGUGCUUAAUGUAAUGCCAGAAUUUGUUACUAUUUUAGGCUAGUCGCUUAUUGCAUUUAACUGUGUUCAUUAUAAUUUAUUUUGAGCAAAGUGUUAUAUAAUGUAUAAUGUUAAUUAAGUUUUUGCAGAAUACUAUUCGUGUUUGUUUGUGAUCUUUAUAAUCAAGCUUACUUUAUGCCAUUCAAAUUCAUAUGCUGAACAUUAAGUGUCUUCUUUAUCUAUACUUGCAGACUAUUUCUUAACAACAUUGUAAGCAUAAAUCUGAGUAGUAUAUAAAGUACAAGAUAAUAUUAAUUAUGGCCAGCUGACAAUAAGAAUGGCAAGAAGACUGCCUAAUAAUUAUUGCUGUCGGUGGUUUGGAUAAGGAAGAUGUAGUCAUAGUUAAGUUCUGUUAAGCUUAUGGAUGAUAAAAUAUAUGUAUGUAUGCAAACGUAAAACACGCAUUUAAACAUAAUAGUAAUUGGGUUUCAAAUGCCUUAAGAAUAUUAGUUACUAAAGCCUAGGUCCGCCCCGAAUUGUAUAGAUCUAUAAAAUACAGACAUAAAUAAAUUUCCCACAA